Molecule: messenger RNA, 1137 nt
Organism: Anisakis simplex (herring worm)
Lineage: Eukaryota; Metazoa; Nematoda; Chromadorea; Rhabditida; Anisakidae
Source: the annotation of a GenBank genome assembly
AUGCUGGAUGAAACGAGGAAACUAAUGAGAAAUUUAGACAUGGACAAGCACGAACUGCAACAAACGAUCGAUCAAACAGAAACGUUGUUGGAGAUGGAGCAAGGAAAACUGGAGAGCUUGCGAAAUGAAAUGAGCAAACUUAAAGAAGAUGCUGACGACAGAUUGGCGCAUAAGGAUGAGCAGAUGGAAAACAUGAAAGCCACUCAUCAGCGAGCCUUUCAGAGCGUGCAGGAAUCAUUAGAGGCGAUCAAAAACGAAAAAGCUGAAUUAAACCGUACGAAAACAAAACUUCAGUUGGAUGUUAACGAAUUACAGCUGGCACUUACACAUGCAAAUGAGGCGAAUGAGGAGGCACAGGGCAAUAUUGCGAAAUACAUUAGUCAAAUCAGUGAACUGCAGAGUGCACUGGAUGAAGAAUACUCGAAACGAGAACAUUUCUACGAGCAAUACGUGAUGACCGAAAAGAAAGUAGCAGCCAUAGAGUCUGAGAAAGAGGAUUUAAACAAAAAGGCGGACCAGAUGAAGAAUUCUUUGAAACAGUUCGGAAAUGAGAUACAAGAAAUGAAUGAGCAUAAUGCUGAGUUGUCUGCAAAAAGCAACGAUAUAAGUCUGGCACUGAAGAAGCUUGAAGCCGACAAACUGAUAGCUGCGGCUCAACUGGAUGAGGCAUUCAACGAACUGAAAACCUGUGAAGAACGCUCGAAACAAAUCAGAGCUGAUGGUGCGCGUUUCAGCGAGUUACUGGCCCAACAGCAAAAGCAAUCUGAACAAACUGAUCAGCUCAAAAAAGCACUUGAAGUUCAAAUCAGAGAACUGCAAUCCAAAAUUGAUCUGUCUGAAAUGACAAUUCUACGCUCUGCGAAGGGUAGCGGUACACUUCUGGCUAAGCUCGAGUACCGCUAUAAAACGCUAACAGCUGAAAUUGAACUGGAAAAACAAAAAUAUCAACAGGUCGCAAAGACGAUCGCGAAAUGCGAACGUAAGUCGAAACAGUUGCAAUUUGAGAUUCAGGAAAAUGAGAAUGGCAUCAAUAGAUUGCGUGAAACCUCCGAAAAACUGCAGCGUAAACUGAAGGAGCAAAAAACACUCAUCGAUGAAGCGGUAUGUUCAUUUGGCAAAUUCUUUGAAAUUCACUGA